This is a messenger RNA of Ipomoea nil (Japanese morning glory), 743 nucleotides long. RefSeq names its product two-component response regulator-like APRR5. The record is from RefSeq and is a predicted model, not a curated record. The transcript has 2 exons. NCBI's taxonomy places the organism in Eukaryota, Viridiplantae, Streptophyta, Magnoliopsida, Solanales, Convolvulaceae. The coding region runs from base 263 to 598 and encodes 111 amino acids. Gene Ontology annotation, biological process: cytokinin-activated signaling pathway.
AGCAAUGUUAUGUCCUUUUGAUAGCAAUGAAUAUGAUUGAUUAUGGGCCAUUGGAUGCGAGGAGGUUAAGGAUUGCACGACCAUUGAUUAUGGAUGCAGAUGGGCCUUAAUAUUUCGGAGAUAUUUUUAGAUGGCAAAGCAAUGAGAAACCAGACAUGACACAGCAUUGAAUUUCACCACCUUCGACACACUACAGUUGGUUUUUUCUGUUACCGGAGCACCGAAUAUCGGAAAGAGUGGUGGGUUUAUUUUGCUAGGGAGAAUGGGUGAAGCGCAGGCGAACGGCGGCAGAACGGAGUUCGGAGUUCAAGAAACAAAGCAGAUGGAAGUAAUCGAGGCGAAACAGGAGAAGAAUGGGGAAACAAACAGCGCAGAACCGCCGCAGACGGCUGCGGCAGCGUUGAGGUGGGAGAGCUUUCUGACGAAGAUGGUGCUCAGAGUUUUGUUGGUGGAAGCUGACGAUUCUACUCGCCAGAUCAUUGCUGCUCUUCUCAGAAAAUGCAGUUACAGAGUUCCUGAUGGUCUGAAGGCAUGGGAGGUGCUGAAAGAAAAGCCCAGCAAUGUAGACCUGAUCUUGACAGAAGGCGAAACGUGUUAGCUCCUCCGCCUGAGCAACUAUAAGAAGUGAGAUUUGAGAAUGAGGUCGGAGAAGAGGAGAACGAAGCCAGACUGCCAGAGGCGAUAGCAAUGGCGUAUCCUAUUUGGACAUAACAUGAAAUGAGGACUUUGCCCCUUUCAUUUAA